Molecule: messenger RNA, 952 nt
Organism: Passer domesticus (house sparrow)
Lineage: Eukaryota; Metazoa; Chordata; Aves; Passeriformes; Passeridae
Gene: SYPL2
Product: synaptophysin like 2
Exons: 6
Coding region: 38-802 (254 amino acids)
Cellular component (GO): synaptic vesicle membrane; synaptic vesicle
Source: RefSeq, a predicted model, not a curated record
GGCGGCGGAGGCAGCACCGACCGCCCCCGGGCCGGCCAUGUCGGAGCCCGGCGCCCCCGCGGCCGGUGACAAAGCGCCCCGGCUCCAGGACCGUGUCCUUCGCGGGCUGCGCUGGGGCCGCCUCCAGGAGCCGCUGGGCUUCAUCAAGGUGCUGGAAUGGCUCUUUGCCAUCUUCGCCUUCGGCUCCUGCGGCUCCUUCAGCGGCGAGACCGGAGCCACAGUGAAAUGUGACAGUGGAGGGAUGACAGCCAUCAGCAUCCAGUUCGGGUACCCCUUCAGGUUAUACCAGAUUCCCUUUGGGAUGCCCAACUGCGAGGAUGAAUCAGAAGCCCGCACCCUGUACCUCGUGGGUGAUUUCUCCGCUCCCGCCGAGUUUUUCGUGACCCUGGGGGUCUUCUCCUUCCUCUACUCCAUGGCUGCUCUGGUGCUCUACCUCCGCUUCCAUUCCCUGUACACGGAGAACACGAAGCUGCCCUUCACAGAUUUCUGCGUCACCGUCUGCUUUGCCUUCUUCUGGCUGGUGGCAGCGGCGGCGUGGGGCAAGGGGCUGAGCGACGUGAAGGCAGCCACGCGCCCCUCCGCCCUCAUCGCUGCCAUGGCCGUCUGCCAGGGCGACGGGGUGCUCUGCAACGCCGGCACCACGCCGGCCAUGGGGCUGGCCAACAUCUCGGUGCUCUUCGGGUUCCUGAACUUCCUGCUGUGGGCCGGGAACUGCUGGUUCGUGCUGCGGGAGACGCCGUGGCUGCGGCCGGCCGCGCCCCGCGACAGCGCGGCCGAGCAGGGCGCCAUCGACAAGCAGUAGCCCCGGGGCCACCAGCCCGGGGAUCCGCCCGGCCCCCGGCACCUCGCGCCGGCCGCCAGCCCGGGGACGGGGUGUCGCUGUCCCCGCGGUUGGAGCCGCCGGGGGUUGGGAUGCUGAAGGGGGGCACGGAAGCCCGGGGGUCCCGCUCGU